Messenger RNA from Triplophysa dalaica, 10837 nucleotides. RefSeq lists its product as uncharacterized. Lineage: Eukaryota; Metazoa; Chordata; Actinopteri; Cypriniformes; Nemacheilidae. The record is from RefSeq and is a predicted model, not a curated record. Gene Ontology annotation, molecular function: guanyl-nucleotide exchange factor activity; phospholipid binding; protein binding. The coding region runs from base 1360 to 6054 and encodes 1564 amino acids. Gene Ontology annotation, biological process: regulation of ARF protein signal transduction. The transcript has 24 exons.
CGGUUGUAGAGUUGUAGAGAAGUUGUAGAGAAAUCGUGAGGAUCCCCGUCGAGUCUAGAUGCUUGUAAUUUCAGCAAAUAAUUGCGUGUUUUAGUCCCGGUUUUAUUUAUUUCUCCUCAGCCAAUUGGCUGUGUGUUUUGCCACCCAGGAGAGCGUGUACCAGGGCGUGUCCCUACAUGCUCACGUGGGAAUGUGACGUCGAUGCAUACCCUCUCUACUAACGCCCUGCAUACUGCGUACUACAUUUAGAAACAGAGCAAGUGUGCAGAAUGGAUAUUAGUGUGCAGAAUAGAUAUUGGUGUCUCGAAAUGGGCGGGACAUAACGGCCCGUAAGGUAUGGAACAAACAUCUUUUUAGUAUGCUUGUUUGUUUGUUUGCAGAAGCUUCCAGAACACAGACAAAAAGGUCCAAGAAUGAUUGUAAUAAUAAUCUAUAUGAAAAUACACAACAGUCAAUGAAAUAUUUAGGCAAUACAGAAGAUGAGAUAAGUACAUUACACACAAAUGUGACAUGUUACAAGGUGCAAAAGUUGUGUUAUAGCCAUAGAGAAAAAGCAAUAUAGAAACAAGUUAACAUUAAAUGAUAGAAAAUCUUCAAAUAUAUAAAACAAUAAGAUGUGCAACAUUGCGUAAUUGUCAAUGUCUCCGAAUUCACAGAUGGGUCAAUUGAUGUACAAUCAUGAUAUCAGAAAGUCCCAAUGAAGGUUUUUGUUGAGCCACUAAACGACACCUGAAUGUAAACAAACAUUCUGUCUAAUAUAAAACAGCAACAGUUUUGGCCACUGCGCACGCGGCACGACUUUAGGAGCAGUGCGGUAGCGCGUCAUUUAGGACACGCCCCGUGCGUUACCGGCGGGGCGGGUGAGAGUGAGCGAGUGUCGGUGCGCUGGUGCACGCUGAUGUGCGACUCUAUUAGUUACAAACACACUCCGUACUGUCCGUUCCUUCUUCCCCUAAAACACGAAUGCAGGGCAGUGGCGUGUAUCAGCCCCCUUCAGACGCACACACUGGACUCCCCACACAGACCCGUUUAGAGUCCUCGGAUGAUAGAGAUGAAGAGGAUGAUGAUGAUGAUGAUGCGGUGCGCGCGCGGACUGCAGUAACAGCAGCAGGGACAGACCGCAUUCCAGUAUCCAUCUCUCCACCUGAGACUCCGGUGCGAUGGCUUGUCCUCUCAGACUGAAGUGUCUGCUCUAGCAAGAGAGGUUUUCUGAAGAACAGCGGUUUGAGGAACCAAAAAUAAACUUGCACUGGAGUCUACAAACUGAGGAUCUUUGUUCUAUUUAUAACACUUUGUUCUCUUUUUUCUUUAUCUCCGAUUUAAUCUUUUUCUGUGUCACUUUGUGUUGGCUAUGACGCCAUGUCUCAAACUGGAAAAGUCCUUCAUUUGUAUGUGGAGGUGAGGUCCACACCCGAGCAUGCUGGGAAUGGUAGUUCCUGUGAAACCUCAGUGGAGGAGGAUGGUCCGGUCGAGGCGUUUAACAAAUUAGCCCAGGCAGCACCUGCUAGCAGCGCACAGUCCUGUGGUACAUACAAACCAAAUGUUAGCUUCCGACUACAGCCCUCAAACGAUUCCCGGGCUUCCCCACAAAGAUGCAGCAUUCCCCAGCAGGAGCCAUUCCAACACGUGUCCAACAACAUUGACAGUAAACAGUUGAAACAUGUCCACUCUUUAUCAUUCUCUGGAACAGGGACACCUUGUCGAGCCUGCAAACAUCACCAGAACACCAGACCUGAGGUUGGGCAGAGAUCGGUUGUCACUUUCAGAUACAUCGAGAAGCCUCACAUUAAAACCGUGGAGAGUCCUUGUAAGAGUCCCAGUGGGAUGAAAGAAGGGAGUUGUUUACACAAGCGGUGUAGUGAUCCAGUCGGUUCCGGGCCUGCUGAAUCUUCCUGCAAUAACAGUCAGUUUUACCAGCGCUCUGGUUCACCAGGAUUUUGUCAAUCUGCUUUGGAUCCCGUUGGUCAAGCCUCAACACAACGAGCCUUGGAAGAGUUUGGCUCCCCCCUGUUGAGGUGCAAGUUUGCUCGUGGGUCAAACUGGAGUCCGAAGUCUCACCAGCAACAGAGGGCACGUUGCCAAUCCUGGGAAGGCUCAUCUGUGCCAAAUUGCAGUGCUUAUCGCCAUGAUCCUGGUCCAGGCAGGGUAGGAGCUAUGCGUGACAUCCCUAAAAGUUCAGGGUCUGAUGGUUUCUCAUCCCACGCUGGACAACAACAGACGUUUACAUCCAUGCCGCAAGAAUGCUCCAUCCAGAAACUUUCUUCAAAACAAGGCUGUUCCACUCCAGUCAGUCAAAACUGGGAAACAAGUGCAAACAAGCCUCAAGCGGAGCAAAGGACCAGUUUGGCCAACACUCCAACCGGUGGAUUGAACCAGCUGAGUGGAAGCAAUAACUCGUCUCCUCUGAACAGUCCUGAGGUUGCCCGCAGGAUUGCGGAGAAAGCCACCAAGGAUUCUACCAUUUUCAAUGAAGUCCAAAGUUGUCCACCACCUGCUGUGUUUGGGGGAUCUCACCUGAACAGCACAAACUAUGGGUAUCCAUCUAGAGAUAUCCAUCAGUCCCUACAACAGAGUCCGGUGCAGAUGGCUGUUAAAAUGAACAUACCUGUGCAUGAACCCCAACCAUCUGACUUCCCUGCUACCAAUGGGGUUCCUUCCCACCAACCUGAAGCACCAGGUACCCAGCGUUUGGGUUUAGUUGAAGACUUGGCCCAUCACAUGUCUGGGUCUAUCCCAGUGGAUAGUGCCCCCGAUUCCCCUGCCCUCCCUUCCCAUCUUCUUCGUUCAAGUCUGUCCAAAGCAGACUUGGGUUCUCCGCUGCGAGAUCCACGGCAGCUGAGAGCUGACUUGCUGUUCACUGAUAGUCCCACCCCGCACCGACACAAGACCCCACAGUACACUGGAGAGGAAUGGACCCCUAUUGACCCAUGGUUCCUGGAGGAGGAUAACUGGGGUGAUGAUGUCAUCGCAGAAAGCAUUGAGAUAUCAAGACGCUUGUUUAUUGGUCAGAAUGUCAACGAUUCUCCAGUUAGCUGGACGUCCAGACAGCAAUGGAAAGAGCAAGCAAAAACAGAGGUAGGGAAGUUGAGUUUGCCACAACCACUUGAAGGGACUUUUAAAAGUUACAGAACAAGUGAGACGGUUGGGGUGACAGACAGAGGAGGAAAGCAUGUUAAUGAAGCAGUAAGUGGAACAAACCAUAGCCUGGUGGACAAAGUAGAGGAGAUGGCCAUACUAACACAACAGCAGAGGCAGACAGAAUGGAGGAAAAGGCAAGCUUUGCUUCUAGGGCCGGUGGUUCUAGAGGAGGGAGAAGGAGAGAGUGGAGAGCCCCCCUGCCUGGCUGGGUCAUCCCCGAGUUCCAGCGGAGUGACGGGGAGCCUUGGAGACAGAGAUUGCAUCUCACCUGAGUCCAGCCAAAACAGCAACCAUUCAGAACAUCCCUCUUCAGGAAUACAGUUGGAUGGUGGUUCUGUGAUUCCAGGCCCAUCUCUGCACUGUCAGAAAAUCGCCCGCGCCAAGUGGGAGUUUCUAUUUGGCACUUCUACAGAAAUCACUGCCAGUGGACUAGAAAAGAAUGUUCCUACGGCUCCCCCUAGUGGCCACUCAACUCCAAUCCCACCCAUGUAUCUUCCCUUGGCGGAGCUUGCUCUCAGAGCCAAUCACGAUGUUCAUCAAGUGGAGGUUGAGCUUGUGACUCCGCCCCCUGCUGCACCUGGUACCUCUCCCAAAACUGGAAUAAUUAGACGGACUUUAAAAUACUCAGAGACCGAUCUGGAUGCCGUUCCGUUGAGAUGUUACCGGGAGACUGACAUAGAUGAGGUGUUGUUAGCCGAGCAGGAGGACGCUGAUUCAGCGUUUGGGAGCAACCGAAGUGUCAUGGGAACUUCCUGUGCCGGGAGCAGCCCGUUGCCAAACGAGAGAGCAGAUGGGCAGGAGGAAGAGGAGGUGGAGGAAGAGGAUGUUGCGAGCUGGGUGACUGUCAGGAUGCAGGGGGACGUGAGGAGGCUGUUGGCUGAUCAGGAGGUGGAUGAUGGAGAGGAGUUUUACAGCAUCAUGAUGAAGAGACCCCGUGAUCAUUUCAUUAGUGACCUACCGGCUCUCAAAUCCCCUCUUCUGCUCCGCGGCCCCCGCAGGAAAUCUGGAGACAGUCAGGACACCUUCAGUCGCCAUUUUGAGAGCAUCAUGGAGUCUCACCGUGCCAAGGGAACAUCCUACAGCAGUCUGGACAGUCUUGACCCUCUGACCUCUAGCACACAGACCAUCCUGACCUUUGACCUUCCCACACUGACCCCUCAGGUUCAGGGUCAGAUCUACCAGAGCGCACGGCAGAUCGUUGAGCUCAGCUUCGCUCCUCUGGCCCACGUGGAGAUGCCCAGCCUCUCGGAGUCGGUGAUGACGAUAACCUGCGACACUGACGCGACGCGGGCGCCGUCCAGCGAGAGGCUGAGCAGCGGCUCUGAUGAUCGGAACAGGCAGAGCUGGAACAGCAAUCCUGCACUUUCACUUCCGAGAGAGAAGUCGGGCCGGUUCACUGCAGAUGCAGAUCUGGAUCAGGAACUGAAUGAGCGUUUGUGUUUGGACAGCAAUGAAACUCUCAGUAACAGUAAUCGAGCCGACCUGGAAGCUGCCAAACGUUUGGCCAAACGCCUCUUCAACCUCGACGGCUUCCGGAAGUGUGACGUCGCACGCCAUAUGAGUAAGAAUAAUGACUUCAGUCGUAUGGUGUCUGAGGAAUAUCUGCAGUUCUUCAGUUUUACUGGAAUGACUCUGGAUCAAGCGCUGAGGACAUUCCUGAUAGAGUUUGCUCUAACGGGUGAGACGCAGGAGAGAGAGAGAAUCUUAGCACACUUCUCCCGCAGACACCUUCAGUGUAACCCCUCUCUCAAACUAUCUGAAGACAGUGUCCACACACUGACCUGUGCCCUGAUGCUGCUCAACACAGACCUGCAUGGACAUAAUAUUGGCAAGCGGAUGUCUUUCGCACAGUUCAUUGGGAACCUGGAGGGACUGAACGGCGGUCAUGAUUUUCCCAAAGAUCUACUCAAGGCGCUGUACAACUCCAUUAAGAACGACAAACUGCAGUGGACAAUCGAUGAAGAGGAAUUACGGAAGUCCUUCUCAGAACUCGGGGAGCAUCGAGGAGACUCAAACUCCAGAGCCGUGAGGCAGAUGGGCAGCGGGUUGGCGUCUCCAUCCGGUGCCGUUCUCUACCAAACAGGCUUCCUGGUGCGGAAGGUCCACGCAGACUCGGAUGGAAAGAGAACACCUCGCGGGAAAAGAGGAUGGAAAACAUUUUAUGCUGUUCUGAAGGGACUCAUCCUUUACCUGCAGAAGGGGGAGUAUCGGCCCGACAAACAGUUAUCAGAUGAAGAUCUGAAGAACGCUGUGUCAAUUCAUCAUUCCCUGGCCAUCCGAGCCACGGACUACAGCAAACGACCAAACGUCUUCUACCUCCGGACGGCCGACUGGAGAGUCUACCUCUUUCAAGCCCCGAAUGCUGAACAGAUGCAGUCUUGGAUCACGCGCAUCAACACGGUGGCAGCCAUAUUUUCAGCCCCGCCCCUCCCUGCUGCCAUUGGCUCACAGAAGAAAUUCAGUCGACCGCUGCUGCCAGGCUCCGCCUCCAAACUUCCCCAGGAGGAGCAGGUACAGGAACAUGAAGGUCGAUUUCGCUCCAUUUCCACCGAGCUAGCUCAACUUCGCUCCUAUCCACCUGACCGGAAGGUGAAAGGUCGUGAACUUGAAGAGUACCGCUUGAGAGAGGAGUAUCUGGAGUUUGAGAAAACACGCUACGAGACGUACAGCAUGCUCCUGCGUGCCAAGCAGCGCUGCGGAGACGAUAGUCUGUCUGUGUUCGAGGACAUGCUUCUGGAGGAGGGGGCGUUACAGAGAGCUCAAUCAAGUCCAACCUUGCAGGACAGCAGCAUGACCUGCAGCACCAGAGACGGCGCGAGUCAGAGCGCCGCCCCGCCGGAUCCUCCCGGUAACAGCAACGGCUGCUCGCGCGGUCAGGGCCAAAGGCACAGCUAUCGGCAGGCCGUCCGGAAAUGAACGCAUUCCGCAGGAAUCAAACGGUACAGGAGCGAAAGCGAGGCCUCUCAUUUUCUCGUGCGCGCCGUCCUGCUGCGUGUCAGGAAGUGGUGUUGAUUCAGACUCUGAAUCUGACUCUGUGAUUGGCUGAUGGGUGGAUGAUGUCACAUAAGGUGCUACGGAGUGUUCGGGAUUCCUCGGAGGAAUGACAUAAAAUUGGAAUGCAGGUGCCAUCCGUCAUUUUGCCUUCUUGGUUUAUCGGCGACCUCUAUGUCAUAUUGCGCAUUUCUAAGGCCGGCACAAAUCUGGGCCUUAACUUCUCCUUUUUUGUAAAAUGUUAUUGAAUUAUACAUCAGUUUAUUUUCACCAUUCUGCGCAAAAAUGUCACUUGAAUAGUGAAGGAUCUGAUGCCAUUUGACAAGGACCAGAAUGCUUCUUAUUUAUUUAUGGGAUUUUUGUGUGGUGUCAUGGACCAGGAGACAAACAGAAAACACAACUAGUCAUUACAGAACUAGUGGAUUCCUCGCGUUGUUCUCCGGCAUUACUAAUCUAUUUAUUUAUAUAAAAAUGCACAUACAUUUCAAUCUAUUUAUAAUCGAUCUACAAUCUGUUUGCCCAAAAAUGUAUUUUGCACUGAACACGAGUAUUAUUAGACUGCGAAAAAAUCAUUCCAGUAUUUUUGUCUUUUCCAAUAAAACAUUAAAACAUCCUUGAAACAUUUCUCCAGUUUUAGAGAAUAUAUCUUUGUAUUUCUUAUCCAACUAGAACUCACAAACUUCAAUUGAUUCAUGCUUAAAACCAUUUCUUUCCCCCAAUAAUAUUAAUUCAAGAUGCAUUCUCUUAAACUCAAUUUUGCAGACGAGGAUGUUUUUAUGUUUCACUAAAUGACGAAAAUAUGAAUUUGGUUGCAGUUAUACAGCGUAAUAUUUGUCUCUAAAUAUUCUAUAUUUUAUCUAUCUAACCUUGUCUCUGCAUCAACUGAAUGUUUUUGUCCGCUGUGUUCGGCAUGGCUGACUAGUGACAAUCUCUCGUGUGUUUGGUAAAGCAGAAACUCAAUCCAGUAUAGAUCCGAUAGAAGAUGUGCGGAGUGUAGUUCGCAAGCGACCCCCGCAGCACUCGAAUGUCAUUUUUAUUCCUGUUAAAUACAGUUCGUAAGUGUACUCAACGCACUUCCCUGUAAUGCUUAACGUGAUCCAUGAGACCGAGCGUGUGUGCGCAACAAUACAGUAUAUCACCUAUAUAAGGAAUGUUUUUCAUGUAUAACGAGUGUGGUGUGUCAAUCAAAACUGCCACCUGCAAUAUUCAGCAUAGACCUGUGUUUGUGUGAUGACAUAGCACGCGCUUAGACACACUGAGGAUUACUUGAAAUAGCCACUUGAAGCUUGUUUUUCUACCACGGUGAUGGGAAUCAAAUACACAAUCUCAAGCUUUGUUCUCUAUGCGUUUUUUCUGCAAAGAUCGUGUGAUGUUGAGUAAAAUAUGGGUUCCCCACAUGAGACAAUACUGCAGUGUAUUGUAUUUACUAUAGUUAACUGUGGUAAAGUGUAGUAUACGGUACUGUAUUCUAUUAAGUGUAUUGCAAAGGAAUUUCUACGUUUUGUUAAUGUACACUAGUACUUUAGUAUUCGGAAGCGUUACCAUGGUAAAUAUAAUAGAAUCUAAGAAUUAUACCACACAGUUUACUAUGGUAAACACCAAAUGAUUCGAUGGUCAUGUGGGCGUCUUCGUUUGAAAAUGUAUGGAAUUAUUUUACUCUGUUAAGUCUAGAAAAACUAAAGAUCUGAAUUGUAAAAAAAAAAGCUAUUAAAUCUCACGAACACACAAGAUGAAAAUGAUAUUUUGCCUAUGGAAGUACAAAGAUAAGCCUGUUUUUGGUGCAUCGUCGUGAAAGUUAAGCACAUGUUAUUCUGUAAAUGAUCCUUGUAAAUGUAACACAAUAUAAAGAUGUCACGGUAAUGAUGCGAUGAUCUAAAAAUAGGCUUUAUUUCUUUGAGGGAAAUCACAUUUUGUGGCGGUGAAAUACUGUUUGACCCGGGCAUGUUGGUUCCAGAGACUCAAUCUGCUAUACUUGUACCGAUACAGCGCUGUAUAUCCGGCGUGCAUGAUGUUAUAAAUAGUUUUCUGUGUUUUAGGGUGAAAUUAACCGCUGGAAAGCCAUUCUCUGCUCAGGUGUCAUGAGAACUUAAUGUAAAUGUUGCAACGCAUCUUGUCACCAGCAGAGAGAGUGUUCAGCCGUGCAGAUGUGCUGAAACCGCUUCGUGUCUCUACGUGUGUUUAUUUUGUUCUUUUGUUCGGACUGAGAAACACCUGUCGGGCAGAAUGUUGAUGUGUCUUCUCUAACACGCGCUCUUUAUGCACAAACACACAGAAGCGGAUCAUGUUUUUGAGCGCCUGUCGUGUCCUACGAUGAUAUCAACGUCAUAUUUUGCUAUGUUUUCAAGCAGCACCUGAAUGUACAUAAACCGCAUGAUUUCUUCUGCUCUCUUUUGCAUCUUGCGUCUUGUUCCGGGGUGAAUAUAAGCACCCGUUUCUUUAGUCAUGUUCUGGGUCUUGGUGAAGGAUUGCUGCUUGUUUGUGUUUCUAUGAGGAUGUCGUCCUGGAGAAAUUGAAAAUGAAGGGAACACUGUUUUGCUUUCUCUUUCGUUCGCGUUUGGUUCGUUUCUCUUUCAUAUGUUGUUCGCUUGUAUUAAGUUCUGUAAGAACCGUGUUUGUACAGCCUCUCUUUAUGAUGGCAUAGGAUACUGAAAUAAAUCACUAAAACUAUCAUGAAACGACGUCUCUUUCUGUUGCCAUCUGUGUUUGAUUGUAGCCUAAGUGCCAAUUUUUCAAACGAUAAACUGGGAUGAAUCUACACUUUGGAAUGACAUGACAGUAAGUCAGUUAUAAUAGGACAUUCAUAUUUUAUAUAACUAUUGCUUUUUUAUUGCCCUCAUCAGACCAUUUAACUCCAAUUGAAACUGAAUUUUCCGGUGGUGGAAUGACCCAGACAAGCCCUUGACUUGGGAGUGAGACAAUUAUUUUUUGUUCGGCAGAUUGACAGGGAGUUUCACUCGAAAGGAAUUCAGUGAAAGUAAAAGAAGUCCCUAUAGAGGUGAUAUAUGAGGAACAGGUUUUAAGUUUGUUUAUGCAAUGACAAGCAGGUUUGAACAACGACAAUUGUAUUUUAUUUGGCACUUGUUGCAAUCUGUGUUGCAAUACAAAUGUGAGCAAACCAAAGAUAAUGAUGGCAAAUCAAAUUCUUGGAGAGUCAAUCCUUUACAUAGGUCCACCUGGAAUAGUUUUUCUGUGAAUGCGGAUACCUGGGACAAAUUGCUGCUACAGUAAGUCUUGUGUGCCAUUGUGAUUGACCAAAAUGUUUAACAGAAGUGGUUUUCCUCUCUCUUUUAAGGGGAACUAACAAACAUCAGGUAUGUUGCAACAUGAAUUAUGUUGUGAUCCAGGCUUUCUUUAAUUAUUUUUUCGAUAUAUCGAGUCAAGGCAACAACUGCAUUUUAUAAAGAAACACGUGAAGACGGCCAUCAGUAUUUGAUGCGGAAGUAUUGUCAACACACUGAAACCAAGAUAUGAAAAAACAACAUGAGAUCAUAGCCGAUAUGCAAUUAUGUCCACGUAAAAUUUGUUUUGUACUGUAAUAAUGAAAGUGAAAGUUUUGUGUCUAUGGUUUCAUGUUUCCUGCAAAAAAAACGCAAUGUGACCUGAACCUGUGAAGACGGAUAGACAAUCUUGACAGGUUCGGCACUUCACACAGAGACUGCUGUCCAUACAGGAUCAGGAUCAUGUGUGCUGGCUGUGUUGUGCUUCUGGUUCUGCUGGUUUGGACCUUCACAUCUGCCUGUGGAGCUGAUGAUGGCUUCAAUAUAACCUGCAGAAAUGUGACCGGACGUGUGGGAAAAGAGUCGACUCUUAACUGUGACGUCUCUUAUCUCAACAAAACAUGCUGCAUGAUGAUGUUCAAGAUUAUAAACACACCAGACACAACGAUCUGUAAAGAGGACUUUAGAAAGGAUUUUGGAAAUGAUCCAUGUCUACAGUUUACCAGCUUGCCGUGUCCUUACAUUGCCAAUGAAGUCAUGACAUCAACAUUCAAGUUCAUUUUACACACCAGAUGUGGGAACAAAACAGCAGGAUUCACUGUGAACAUAACGGAAUCUGUUGAUGACACAGGAGGACCAAAGGGUGAUCUUACAAAGGGAACUCCUGUCCAAACAGAUGAAACAUGGAUUGUUGUCAUCAUUGCCGGCACACUCUGUUGCGUCGUCUUCGUCUUGGGAUUUCUUCUCAUAAGAAACCAGAACGCCAAGAACACUUGUGGAUUCCAGAGGAACUGUAUUGUGUGUGUGACAAGAACAUCAGAAAUAGUGUGACAGCAUGCAGCAGAAAAUCAAUCUGCAGCAUUUGUGUUUUAAGUGAAGAUCAUGUAAUAUAUUUAUUUUUUAUUAAACAAUUACCCAUUAAUCCAAUAAUACAACAAGUUUUGGUCAAAAGAUGCUGUGUCAGCGUCUGCUUUGAACACUUUGUGCAUCGUCAGAUCCCAUUUAAUGUUUGUUUGGGGGGUUUUCUCUUUCAUAAACAUGCCAAAUAUGUCCAUUUAAAGAACAAUGACUUGGUUUGAAACCCAUGACCACCAGAUGGUGCACUUGCAACGCAAUACAUUGAAAAUCUGUUCAGUGUAUCAGACAUUUCAUUAAUGUGAUACUAAUGUGUUUUUUAUACUUUCCUAAUCUGCAUCUUCAAGCUUGUUGCCAUUUUUUUAUUGACCGAGUUCAUAUUUUGUGAUGAAAUGAAUAAAAAAUUGUCAAACUAA